This is a messenger RNA of Durusdinium trenchii, 3921 nucleotides long. Lineage: Eukaryota; Dinophyceae; Suessiales; Symbiodiniaceae. The record is from the annotation of a GenBank genome assembly.
GUGGGAUCGAAAAACCCUAUGUGAUUGACUGGAAUUCAGAUGGCUGGCAAGACCUGAUGGUCGUGACAUAUUCAUAUUUAGGUGACAGAUUUAGUGCCUGUAGCUUUGGAUAUGGCCAUUAUCGGCACGUGAUGGUGCCAGAUCUAAUGCACAAUACCCACAUGGGUUCCUAUGCACAUCUCAACUUGGCCAGUUGGUUAAAGGAACAACGCUUGAGUGUGAUCGACUGGAACGGUGAUAGCUUGUUGGAUCUGGUGGUGAGCCCAGGUCUUCAAACUUCGCUUGCUUCUUCAUGGCCGAAGUUAUACGAGAAUCAUCCUUUUUCAGGGGCUACAGAAGUGGAGUUAGUCUUCGAAAAUGUCACGGCCACCUUCAUGAAUCAUCAAAGUUUUGGAGUUGACUACAGGUUUGCAGUUGAAGACUUCGACGGGAAUGGUGAGCCAGAUCUCCUCAUUGUGUCCCAAACCGAUGGAAAAGUGCACUAUCAUCGGAAGGUCUUGGGUAGUCUUCUUGGAGAAGAGAAGUCCCAUCCAUUCAGCGGCAUCACAGUCAAACGACACAAGGAUCCUUGGAAUCACUUCUCCUACUACGCGGUGCAGCCUUUUAUGGUGGAUUUUGACCAGGACGGUGACAUGGAUUUGAUUUUGGGUCCCCCAGAUGGACGGUUUUUUUGAGCAGAAGAAUGGCACGCUGCACGAGUGGCCACUGGAGCAGAGUCCAGUCAGAAAUCUCCUAGCUGAACUGGAUCAUUAUCAGGCUAAUGGUGAAUUUCAACACGACGAAUACGUAAAUGGUGGAUAUGUAAGGCGCGAGGAGGCUUAUAAGAAAGUUGAAUGGAGGUUCUUGGAUUAUGACCUUGACGGCGACCUGGACCUGAUUCGCCUGGGCUAUGUCAAAGAAGGACAUUGGCAACAGAAACUGCAGGCGUGCGAACGUUUGGGAGCCUCAAAGCUGCGAUGUGAUGAUGAUUUUUGGUGCUUGGGGACAAACCUGAGUACUUUUGAUCCGCUGGGAUUUGGUCCUGUGACGUCCUUUGAUCUAGGGGAUCUCAGUGAUGGUCUUCAGCUCAUUGCCAGACACGAGUCGACCAAGGGGGCAGUGCUUUGGACGUCGGGCUUUUGUACUCCUGAAGAUGCUUGCUACCAAAUGGGCCUUUGCUUGCCCAAACAUGUGAACUGCAGCUGCAUCGCGGGUCAUGAACUGGUCGAUUGUUCUGGUUGUGAACCGAACUUUUACAGUGUGCAGCGGAAUGUGGGGCAGAUGCAUGCCUGUGCAGCCUGUCCCGGUGCAGAAGGAAAGGUUUGCCACGGCCGGGGCUCCUGCUUCGAUGAUACUGCGGCAAGACAUGCACCACGGCAAGAAUCGUCCACAGCUGCUUUGACGGCAUCAGGCAAUGGCUCAUGUGGUUGCUAUGAGAUCUACUUCUUGGGCAAGGAUGAUGAAGGCCGCGGUACCUGUAUGGAUGGCCAUUGCCCGGCAGGCAGCGAAGAAAAGGAUGGAACAUGUGAGUCAUGUGAGGCUGGUUCUGCUUCUUUGGAAGGGGGCACCUGUAAGAAGUGCCAAGCCGGAAGCUUCUCUCUUGCGGGCAGUGGGAACUGCACGAGAUGUUCUCCGGGGAGAGUUGCAGGCACACUUGGGGCUUCAGCAUGUGAGGAUUGCCCUGUUGGAAGAUAUGAAUUCCAGCAGCAGUUCUGCAAUGAGUGCCCGGCUGGCUUCUUUUCGUCUAUAGGAAAUUAUGGCUCCUGUACGAAGUGCCCGGCUGGCUUUAUUGCACCAAAUCCUGGAAGUAGCACCUGCAUCCCAUGUCCAGGAGGCGGCUUUUCCGAGGAAGCCAGUGCAAAAUGCAUUCCCUGUGCUGCCGGCAGUGUUUCUGGUGCAACCAGUGAGGUUUGCAAGGAAUGCGAUGCUGGUUUUUUUGCCAAAGAUUCCAUCACUUGUGAGCCGUGCCCGGGUGGAACAUAUUCGGGAAAUGCUAGCAACACAUGCCUGAGCUGCGCUGAGGGUCACGUAUCCAAUCCAAAGAGCGCUGCCUGCAGACGCUGCAACGGCUUGAUGCUACGAGCCUCUCCAGACGCCACGAAACAAUUCUGCCACGUUGCAGGCAUGGAUGUGGUGUUGGCAUUCAUCUCUUGGAGUACUUCCGCGUGCUUUUGCUUCCUCUUCUUGAUGGGCUGCUACAGUUCCAUUCCAAUUUCAGACGUGUCAGCACAGGGCCCCAAGCUGGUGCUCACCACAGCGGUUGCGCAUUGGGUUUUGGAGAGGUCAUGCCCAGAGGUGACCUUUGGUGGAACUGGAGUGCCUGACCUGGAGAGAAGCUGCUUUCGGGUGAAGGCUUUGAAUUCCCUGCAGUUGACGCUCGAUGGCCAGGAGACGACCAUGUCAUUAGAUACUUCGAUGGGAUUUAUGCAACUAAAGCCACUACAGGGCUUCUUUGUGACAGGUGUUGUGCUGGCUGGUCUUGUGCGGUGUCCUCUCAUUUGCUGGUGCAUGCUUCAGUUGGCUGCGGCCUGUGCAGCUGCCAUCCAGCUGAAGUGGCUCCUGACCCUGCUAGUGUGUAGUUUGGGCCUCUGCACUGGUGCGGUGGCAUUCGCCUUACGGCGCAGGUCCCGCACUGCGUUGGCCCAGCGGCGUCGCCAGUUCCUGAAGGAGUGGCCUUUGGCGUUGCAACGCUGCGGUCGAGGGCCUGAACGGUCCAUGUCAGCCGGGCAGCUUCAAGACUUCUUGCAGUUCUUUGAGACCUUCAUCAAGGAGCGUUCCAUGUACUAUGUAUGUUCCAACAUCGUCAAGCCGCUCACGGAGCUGCACAAGAUGUCUUUGGUUGAACUGGUUGGCCCUAGGCAGAUGGAGUGGUUCGUGAGCCACUACUGGGGGAUGUCCGUGCGGCAUUUCGGUGAGGCCAUCCGCAAACAUGCCAUAUCAAGCUCUUCUGAUUUUGAUUGGCGAGAAGUUGGAUAUUGGAUUUGUACCUUCAGCAACAACCAAUGGCAUGUAGAAGAAGAGCUGGGUGAUGGACACUGGCAAUCUUCUUCAUUUUAUCUUGCUUUGAGAAGUCCGGAGUGCAAGGGUACAGCCAUGAUCAUCGAUGAGCUUGUGCUGCCUCUCCAACGCAUUUGGUGCCUCUUUGAAGUCUACCACACCAUACGCCUCUCUGGCAGCGGCAGCUUCCAGGGCUUGUUGCUGUGUACCUCCACGGGUGUCUUGCAAGAGGGGAAGGCAGGAACCGACGUGGCCGUCGCAGUGGCCCAGCGGGCCGCGGAGCUGGACACGCGCUCCGCGUCCGCAACGGCGGAGGAGGAUCGGCAGAUGAUUCAUCGACUCAUCGAGCAGAUGCCAGGCGGCUUUGAAACGAUGAACACCUUUGUCCGCGAGACUAUUUGCCGUGCCUUGGAGGCGUCUCACCAGCACUACGAACAGACCUUCCUAGGCUUGGUCAACGAGUUAAGCUCGGCCUCAUCAGCAGCAUCUUUACCGACACUUCUGGUGAGCCAGAGGAAGACGAGGGAGGAGCUGAGCAAAGGCUCAGAUAGUCAGACGGUCAGCUAGCAAGUCGGGCCCUGAGAAUUUCCAGGAUGGGCUCAUUUGUCUUCAAAAAGUUAGAGAGUGCAUAGUGAAGGAAUAGUUUUCAAUUUACAUGGUUUUGAGACAAAGCCAAAAUUCAGAAUUUGCCGGGGUCUGCAGCGCUCCCAACAGAGGACUUUAAACAUACGCCAUGGCCCAUGGCAGAAAAGGCGGCGUGCGCAGUUCCACAGUUGCACGCCGUCAUUGGAGUGCAAGAUGCACGCGUUUGGCCAAUUAUCUACUGUAACUCCAGUUGCCGGAACGACAUGAAAAGACAGGAAAAGAAAAAUAAAACAAAGAACAUGAAAAGAACAGACCUAAACAGACAGCAGAAAGAAAAGGAUCACAACUACAAGACUUUCC